UUUUUUAUUAGAGACGUACUUUAUCUUGUGCUUAGAAUCCAACAUGUGGUGCCCAUAUGCAUGAAAAAAAAAUGUUGUAUAUUCUGCAUGCCACUGAUUUGCUAGAUAGAUUUGUCAUAUAUAUGAUGCAUGCUGUUACCUAUAUUUCCAUUAACUUCCCCUUUAAUUUCGUAGUGUUUUUUCCGUAUAGUUUUUUAGUAUCUUGCAAUGGAGAAAGCUGUUUGGGAUGCAUACCACACUAGAGUUUUCUGUGACAUAUGUAUGGAUGAAGUCAACGCAAACAAUAGGGAUGGGGGUUGUUUGAGUAGAAAGGGGUACAAGAAUCUCGGUGAAAAAUUUACCGAGAAAAUAGGAAAGCAAUUUACGAAGAAGCAAUUCAAGAAUAAAUGGGAUGCUUUAAAGAAAGAUUAUACGGGUUGGAUGGAGUUGCAAAAUGCAACUGGGCUAGGUUGGGAUCCGGUGACAAAAACUAUGGACGCAGAUGAUGAGUGGUGGAAGACGCACCUAGUUUAUCGGCCUGAACAUGCAAAGUUCAGAAAUGGGCCACCGGCCAACUUGGAACAACAAGAUGUCAUGUUCAAGAAGGCUCAUGUCACCGGAGAAUCAGCGGCCAUUCCGGGACAAGAAUUAGGAGAGGACAAGGAUGGUCCAAUAUUGUUGGAUGAUGAUGGUGAGGCAACGAAGAAAACAACCCUAGGGAAACGCAAGGCUUGUGGUGGAGAUAAGGAAAAGGAGAGCCCCUUUUUCAAGGCGUACAACACUGCCUUGAGCAACAUAGUUUCAAAGGUGGAUGUUGGAAGUUCUAGCAGCAAGGAUGACUCUGUCCCAACUAUGAAGGAAUUUUUAGCGAUGGUUCGAGAGUGUGGAGUCAGUGAAUUUUUAGCGAUGGUUCGAGAGUGUGGAGAGUGUGGAAUCAUUUCACCAAGUUGAGAACCGUUUCAGUCGGUCUCUCGAAACAAUUCAUAGGAAGUUCAACAUGGUACUGAAUUGUUUGUACAAUUUGGGUAAAGAUAACAUAA
Molecule: messenger RNA, 1019 nt
Organism: Lolium perenne
Lineage: Eukaryota; Viridiplantae; Streptophyta; Magnoliopsida; Poales; Poaceae
Source: RefSeq, a predicted model, not a curated record